Molecule: messenger RNA, 1330 nt
Organism: Neltuma alba
Lineage: Eukaryota; Viridiplantae; Streptophyta; Magnoliopsida; Fabales; Fabaceae
Product: probable WRKY transcription factor 69
Exons: 3
Coding region: 267-1064 (265 amino acids)
Biological process (GO): regulation of DNA-templated transcription
Cellular component (GO): nucleus
Molecular function (GO): DNA-binding transcription factor activity; transcription cis-regulatory region binding
Source: RefSeq, a predicted model, not a curated record
CUAAACUACGCUGCUCUUCCUCUCCCCUUUUGCCUAUCUGUCAUCAUAUAUGGCGGCUCUUAUCAUUCCCCAACCCUUCCCUCCUCCUCUUUCUUCCUCCUCCUCUUCCUCUCCUCUCUCACUCUUCCUUCUCCGGCCACCCCACCAACCCAUUUUCCCUCUACCUUCCACCACCCUCUGAUCAAUUCCCACCCAUACAUACCCUAACAAACACUGUCCAUCGAUCAACACUUAGAUUCACUCAAAAACCCUUAAACUCUUCCAUCAUGGCCCGUAGAUUCGAUCCACCGGAAGAAUCUGAACCUCUGCCGGAGAUGGGACCGGACUCUCCCUCCUCCGGUGAUGACAUCAAUACUGCAGCUCCGUCUCCCAAGAAAAGGAAGGGGAUAAAGAAGAAGGUGGUGGUAGUACCGAUCGGUGACGUGGAGGGAUCCAAGAGCAAAGUCGAGACGUAUCCACCGUCCGAUUCUUGGGCUUGGAGAAAGUACGGCCAGAAGCCUAUCAAGGGGUCUCCGUAUCCCAGGGGAUAUUACCGAUGUAGCAGUUCGAAGGGUUGUCCCGCCCGGAAACAAGUAGAGAGAAGCCGUGUGGACCCCACCAAGAUCAUCGUCACCUACGCUCACGACCACAACCACUCCAUCCCGGCCGGCAAGCUUCACUCCGCCACCGCCACCGCCACCUCCCCUUCAUCCUCCUCCUCGGCCGCUGUUGCUGACGCUAACGACGGCGUACCGACCGAAUCGGACUCUAAAGUCGAACCGGAGGAGAAUCUCACGGUGUUCGCGAGCCAUCCCGAUCUAGAACUCGACGGCGACUCGGCUGUUCUGCUCGGCGACCACCAUGGCCAAUUCGGAUGGUUCGAUGACAUGGCAUCCACGACGAGAGUGCUGGAAAGCCCGAUCUUCGGCGGAGAGUUGGAGGAUAUGGCGUUGAUGACGAUGAGGGAGGAUGAAGACGAGUCGCUGUUCGCGGAUCUCGGCGAGUUGCCGGAAUGUUCGGUUGUUUUCCGGAGAAGAAAUAUUCCGAGAUCGAGCGCGAUCCAGUGCGGUAGGAUCACAGGAUAACAGUAAUAGGGCGGAAUCUUUUUCUUCCGUUCUGCUUAGCUAAUGGGAAUACACUAUUCGCCACCUGAAAGUCGUGCGCGAUAGAAAAUGGGGGAAAAAAGAUAGUAAUAAAAAUUCUUUAAAUAAAAUAAUAUUUUUACAAUCCCAGGCUCUUCUCUCUAUGUUUCUUGUUCUUGUACAUUUGAUUAAUAUUAUUUUUUAUUACAUCUUUUCAUGUGAUAUGUAAAUUAUUGUAAUGAGUUUCACAUAAUCAUGUGUUAGCAUGU